Molecule: messenger RNA, 3068 nt
Organism: Oncorhynchus keta (chum salmon)
Lineage: Eukaryota; Metazoa; Chordata; Actinopteri; Salmoniformes; Salmonidae
Product: FAST kinase domain-containing protein 4
Exons: 12
Coding region: 531-2435 (634 amino acids)
Biological process (GO): mitochondrial RNA processing; regulation of mitochondrial mRNA stability
Cellular component (GO): ribonucleoprotein granule; mitochondrial matrix
Molecular function (GO): RNA binding
Source: RefSeq, a predicted model, not a curated record
GGAAACAGGAAGUAGAGUAGUCGUUCUGCACGGUGCAGGUCUUUCAGUGCAGUUAUUUCUUGUCACGCUUCAGCCUCGGAAAAUUUGUUUUUUCACAACAUAAACGUUUUCAAUAUAUUAAUUCAAGAAAAGUUACGCAUUGGGAGUUUUAUUGAAGACUUAGUUGUUAACUAUCUGUCUAGUUUUGCAUGGGAACGCAAUUCAAGGGCAGAAUAACUUUACACCACUGUGUGUAUCUAAUUCUAUGGGUUCCGCGCAUAGACGUCAAGACCAGGUUCUGCAAUAAAAAAAGACGAUCUAAAGUGCCUUGAAACAAGUGGACCAAUCGCAGCUUCGUCCGACAAUCAUGUGACACUGGUAGUUUUGAGGUCAUUUUCUUGCGACUAUUGCUGACAGCUCCAUGUGAAUGUCGCCUUCGUCUUCUACCACUAGCUUUCUAUCUUAUUUAUCAAGGUGUUAGCAUGGUGACUCUGGCUGCUGUGUUGUGAAUACGUGUCUCGCUUCUCUCAGGCCUUGUGCUCUGUUUCUCCAUGACCAGCCGUCUGCUGGGCCGAUGUGCCCGUCUCCUCCCCAGGCCCCCCCAGGCCUCAGCCGUCGCUGCCCUCCUGCCAACCCCUGCAGCUGGGCCAGCAGAGCCACUGUGGGCCCAGGCCUGGCGGCAGCCUGUGUUAAGGGGGCUAUGUGAGGGCAGGAGUUUGGUCAAAGAGGAGUAUCCCAUCGAGCCCAAACGCACCCAGCUGGAUGAGCUCUUAGAGAGGGCCCAAUCUCCACAGGAUGUCCUGCAGGCAUGGGCGGCACAAGGAGGAAAGGCCAAUCAGGCAGCUAAGGCUCUGGUUCAGCUUGUCAGAUUGGCUGGGAGAGAGAAAGGUGGGGCUAAAAUGGACCAAUUUGAGCUGCUGAAUGAUCCUAGACUGCUAGACAUACUGGACACGGUUACUGCACAGGUAGCGUCGGUGUGGAAUGGUACGCUGGUCUCUCUGCUGCGCUCCCUCUCUGCUCUGGGUGUUCCUCCUACAGCUGCAGUACAACGCUCCAUCCAGACAGAGGUGCUGUGGCGUGUACGCAGGCUCUCCUACAAACAGCUGGCUUUCCUGGCAGACUGGGGAGCAGGGCGGAAGGGUCAGAUGGAGUUGUCGCUGGUGAGCGCAGCGCUAAAACAGCUGGAGCUCCGCUGGACUGAGAUCGCUGACGCCAGAACAGUCAGUACCCUGAUGGCUAGGGCUGGACACCUCAGUCCUGCACUGAUGGACAGACUGGAGGAUAAGGCGUUAGAGCUAGCUGAAGGGUUUGGGGCAGAGGAUAUCCGCAGGGUGUCUGUGUCUCUGGCAUCUCAGGGACGCCGUUCAGUGCCUCUGCUCAGAGCUCUGUCCUACUACCUCCUACAGAAACCCUCAACAGACCUUACCACACCGCUACUGUUGGACCUCGCCUACGCAUAUGGGAAGUUGAAUUUCCACCAUUCCCAGGUCUUCCAGCGAUUGGCAGCCGAGUUGUUACCCAGAAUGCCAGAGAUUAGUUCUGCCGAUGUUACUCGCUGCGCCAAAUCACUUGCCUUCCUCAAGUGGCUCCAUCUCCCAUUGUUUGAGGCAUUCGCUGAGCACUACAGCGUGAACAGUCAGAAGUACAGCACACUGCAGCUUUGUAACCUGCUCAUGUCACUGGCCAGGCUCAACUUCCAGCCCAGCAAGGGGGAGGAGUUCUACAAGAAGGUCCACUCUGCCCUGGAGGGUGUUCUCCCUAACCUGGAGGUGUUCCUGCAGAUAGACGUGGUGUGGUCUCUGUGUGUGUUACAGCAGGCCAAGCCCCAGCACAUCACAGCCCUCAACCAACACACACAUGUUGCCAAACUCUCAGAAGGCAGUCUGUCUCGAGUGGAGAACUAUCGCCUGAAGCUCCUCCACAUCAUUGCUACCCUCCAGUUAGAACACCCAGAGUCUCUGUCCUCCACCCUGCCUACAGAGGCCAUGUUGAUUCCCUCCACCCUGGGUCAGGACUCCCCCCUCUCCCCUCUACAGACUGGGCUGAAGGGGGCCCUGGAUAAUCUGGUGGGGGGGAAAGCAGAGGCCCUACGUACCGGGGUCAACACUAUAUACGGCUGGACCAUAGAUGGAGAGCUGGUGGUGGACAGUGAAAAUAAGCCAAUGGACCUGGUGACCCUGACAGCCCCUCACCUGCCUGGAGGAGGCGGAACCAAUCCCCUACCUGAGGGUGCAUGCAGGUUAGCGUUCUUGACCUGGGAGUUUCCUAACUAUGGCUCCAGGAGUAAAGAUCUGCUGGGACGAUUCACCAUGAUGAGACGGCAUCUCAAACUGGCUGGCUUUAUCCUUGUAGAGGUGCCAUACUAUGAGUGGCUGGAGCUCAAGUCUGAUUGGCAGAAAGUGGCGUAUGUGAAGGAUAAGAUGGGGAAGGCCAUUGCUGAGGAAAUGGCGAAGUGAACUAGGCCAAACAGCAGAAGUUUAGAACUGAACCAGACUCAACUGGACUGGAAAGAGGAGAGCCAGGAUGUCAAGGACGGCUCACCAAAACCAAUCUGGUCUCAAACAACUCUGAACAACAACCCCCCCCUCCACACACACACACUAAUCAACCCACUUUAAAACAAGCUGAUUGGUGGAAAAUGUCUUUGUCGUUUUAUCUUUGGUUGCCUUGCCGAUGCGUGGGGCUUUCCAUGUUACCAUGGAGACGGCCCCUGAGAGUUCUGUAUGCUGAAGAGAGCAAACAGAGAGGGAGAAAGAGAGAGUGGGCUCUAUAGCAGAAAGCAAGGGCAGAAAGAGCUCUUGCUAAGGAGAUGUGUCCCUAAGUGACACUCAGUGAAAGAGAAUGGAGAGCAGCAUCAUAUAAUCAAUGCCCCAAUCAAUGUUAAAAGCUGUGUAUCACCUGUGAAUAGAAUGGUCUAAUUAAAUUAUCAAUAUAAGCUUUGUUGAGUGAUGCUAUCAGUGAAUACAUUAUUUUAUGCUUUAAUUUCGAUAUACGUGUUCCACACACUGUCCUCCAUGUUGGCACAAAUGUUCCAUGACUGUAACAUUGUUUGUGUUUGAGAGCAUAAAAUCCGUGAUUCAUUGUGGGUA